CAAAAAAGCGGGAAUAAUAUUUUGAAAUUGAAAGUAAUAUCAAUCAUUGUUGUAGAACGAAGGAUUAAGAUGGGUUUUAUUUCUUUGACUGCUGAUCAUCCAUAUUUCUAUUUAUGCUGUGAUUGGCUUGAGGAUUUGAAUAAUCCGGAAUUUGAAGCAUUUUUAAAAAAUGAAGAAAAUUAUUUUACAAAAACACUUAUCAAUGAGCCUGUACUUUACUUCGGUAACACUUUAAUUCUGGACUACACAAUGAUGGUAAAAGAAUUACGAUGCAUUGAUUUGAAUUAUCUAAUAGAGCAAAGAUUCAGACAAACCAAAAUUCGAGAUGAAUUAGAAAAAAUUACACCAAAAUCUAAAUAUCGACAAGAAUGCGUACAUUGUGAGCAUCACGAAGAGGAAAAAAAAGAUGAACGUGGUAAUGAAUAUGACGAUGAAGAUUCUGAUGAAUAUGAAAGUUUAAAAAAAUUGAUGCUACAAAUGCAAUUAACCAAAGAAGACUUCAAUACUGAAGGAGAAGUUUCUCGAAUUGAUGCUGAAGUGAAAAAACCAGAAAAUAUUAUCAAGCAAAAAGCUACAGAAGGUCAAGAGGGCAGAAAAAAACAUAUGAAAAAACCAGCAAAAAAAAGCGAAUUGGAUGUUAUAAAUAGAUUGUGGUUCAAACGUGAACAAAGUCCUCCACCAAGAAAUGAAAUGGAAACUUAUCUUAAUGAGAUACGAACUACAGUUCGUAAAGAACUUCACACUUUGCUAUUUCUUUCUACAGUUGAAGUAAUUACUUUAUCAAUUAGUCAUUAA
Thelazia callipaeda (thelaziosis nematode) is the source of this 795-nucleotide messenger RNA. The record is from the annotation of a GenBank genome assembly. NCBI's taxonomy places the organism in Eukaryota, Metazoa, Nematoda, Chromadorea, Rhabditida, Thelaziidae.